AUGCCGAUUAACAAAGACUCAUCAACACCUCCGCCUGUCAUCGGAAAAAUCGGACCUUACACUGUCUUUAUGACUCCUCCGGCGACUCCAAAACCACCUGAAUCUCCCUCCGCCUUGCCUGUUGUUCCACCGCCGGUUCUUCCUCCGCCGCAGCAGUUUAAAUCGGUGGCUUCCUCUGACCAAGACGGCUCAGUUUUGGGGUUCUUUAAAAACGCCGUCACAAAGGUUCAAAAUGCACAUUCAAGUGUGGAUGAUCAUUUGGUGAGAUGGUUUGGGUUAAACCAAUCUAAGUACCAAUGGGCUUUAGAUGAGUACUAUGAAGGCAAAGGAUCAGAAAUGAAAAGCGUGAAAGCAAAGGAGAUGCCGGGAAAAGUGCAGAGCGUAUAA
Molecule: messenger RNA, 387 nt
Organism: Arabis nemorensis
Lineage: Eukaryota; Viridiplantae; Streptophyta; Magnoliopsida; Brassicales; Brassicaceae
Source: the annotation of a GenBank genome assembly